UUACGCGAUGCCAAUCAACUGUACGAUGAGGGUCUUUUCCUAAACGAUCUGAACAUGCACGAUACAAGCCGAGAUGUUAUCCUUGCCGGAAACCAGCAAUCGGAGGAACUGAUGGAGCUAAUAGAGAAGGUAUGCAAUACGCCCUCUAAUCCUAUCUUUUUUAAUAUAAAGUAG
Protopolystoma xenopodis is the source of this 174-nucleotide messenger RNA. NCBI's taxonomy places the organism in Eukaryota, Metazoa, Platyhelminthes, Monogenea, Polystomatidea, Polystomatidae. The record is from the annotation of a GenBank genome assembly.